Molecule: messenger RNA, 3069 nt
Organism: Saccharomycopsis crataegensis
Lineage: Eukaryota; Fungi; Ascomycota; Saccharomycetes; Ascoideales; Saccharomycopsidaceae
Product: Zn(II)2Cys6 transcription factor domain-containing protein
Exons: 1
Coding region: 1-3069 (1022 amino acids)
Biological process (GO): regulation of DNA-templated transcription
Cellular component (GO): nucleus
Molecular function (GO): transcription cis-regulatory region binding; DNA-binding transcription factor activity, RNA polymerase II-specific; zinc ion binding
Source: RefSeq, a predicted model, not a curated record
AUGGCUUCGAAACGACCGUUAGGAGAAUUCAUGGCAGUUGAUGACUCACUGCCACAAGACAGACUGGGCCCUGGAAUUAGCGAUUUUGCAAAGAAAUGGCGUCAGAUAAGGGCGUGUGCCCGGUGCCAUCGAUUGAAGAUGAAAUGUGCUUAUGAUGAUCCAUCAUAUUCUUCUUGCAAAAGAUGCUUUUCGGCGGGUGUUGAAUGCUCUCCAGAUUUUGAUCCAACCAGCAAAUUUAAAGUCUCUAGACCCCGCAAGAAGAGCAAGAUUGUCAAUAUUCCAGAUUUCAAGCAGCUAUCACUAUACAUUGGCAAGUUGCAAACAUCGAACAACAUUAUCGAUAAAAACAAGAAGGUAGAAGAUCAGGAAAAACUUAGAGCUUCAAUUGUUGAAGAAGUCAGUGGGUUGAGGAAUGUCAAGCUACAGCUUUCAAACUUCAUUUCACAAAUCGAUCAUUUGGUAGAUCAAAAGGAGUCACUACUUCGACAAAGUGCAAAUCCCACCCAAAACAACGAUGCCAAUGUUACGAACUCUCCUCAAAAUGUAUUUAAAAAUAACAAUCCUAGCUCUAAAGAACUGAUGUUGCCUCCUAGCAUCAUUACUCCUCAGAAUUUGCCAAUUAUUCCAUUUGAAAAGAAUUUGGUGCUCGAAAUCAUAAAACUUAAUUAUCUUAGCAUUGAAGUUGUUAGAGAAAAGUACCAAUAUUUCAAAGAUCAUUUGCUUAUAUUUUGGCCAGCAAUUAAACUUCCUGAUGCUUACACUGUCGAUUAUUUGAUCAAAAACAAGCCCCUAUUACUUAUUUCCCUCAUUGUCAACUGCUGUGCCACAUCCAAUGACAUUGUGUUAUACAAUAUUCUAUCUUAUUACCUUGAUAUGAACCUUUCACAUCAGAUUUUUAUCAAUGGGAACUUGUCUAUUGAUAUUAUUCAAUCGUUCUUGGUUCUAUCAAUCUGGAAUCCGCCUCCAAAACAAUGGGGCACGUUUAAGCAUCAACUCCAUCUUCUUACAUCUCUAAAUCUUAAUCUUGUCGUGGACUUGGGAGCAAAAUGCGAGCAAAUUCUUAUUGAAAGUAGCACCUCUAACAAAUCAGAAGCAUUAUAUUUUAAUGAUAAUGAGAUUGUUCGUCUUUAUCUUAUGAUUUAUUCAAGUUGCGGGUCGCUUGGACUCAGCCUUCCGAAAUUUAAAUCUGUUGUCUGGACUCUGAAUCAUCAUUUGGCUAGCACUUACCUUUACGAUAAAUAUAUCAAAAAUAACCAAUUUGAAGACAAUGACAGGACGGAUAUUUUCAUCUAUUACUUGUCUCGCCUCAUUUGCAUUGGCCAGGAUAUGGCUACUAAACUCGAUACAGCUUCUGGUGAUACUUAUAAUGACCCCGAAAGUCUAUCCGCUCUCAUAAAUACUUUUGAAGAAAGACUUCUUAAGUUGAUGCUAGACUAUCGUUUGACUGACCCGAGCUCGACCUCCAAUGAGAAUCCACUUGUCGGGUUGACUUAUCAACAAAUUUUAAUGACAAUGUAUGAUCAUUUAAUUUAUAAGAAUUUAUCAUCAUCACUUAUAUUCUUUAUCAAUAAUUCAUUCAACAAACCAAAAGUGGAGAAUGAAGAAUAUAGGUUAUAUCAAACUUCAAUUAAGGUGCUUGAAAAAUUGAUUAUUGUUUGCAAAAAAUUGGUGGAGACUUUUCUUUUGGUUUCCGAUAAAACGCUCAACGUCCCAACUUUUUUUCAUUAUCGCCCAAUGAAUGCUAUCGUUAGUCUUAUCAAAGCCAAGAUUUUAAUUAAAUUGCUCAUUUUUGAGCUCAGUUAUAGAAGCUUGCGGAAUUCCUCUGCAGUCAAAUCUAAGAGUGGAUUAAUUAAUGAUGAACUUAUUGAUGAUAUUACAUUUUUGGAUUUCAAUCUCAAAAGCUUCUUCAAUCAUUUUUACAAGAAGUAUGAAAGCUAUACAAAAUCUUCAAUGACCUAUGAAAAAAUGUUUGUGAUUUUAAAGAAAACGAAGAAGCUUAUCAAACUUGUUGACCAAAUUUUAAACAAAAAGAAUCCUCAUAACAAACAAUCAGUAGUACUUUCCAGCUCCGGAGACAAAAUUAAACAGGAAGAUAGUGAGGAAUUGAUUGCUGGAUUCAACUUCAAAAUUCACAAUAAGAGUGAUGAAAAUGAAACCACGCACCAGGAAAAUAGUUUUGCCAUCACUUCAAAUCUUGCCAAUAAUGAUUUACUUAAUUUGCUUUAUGAAUUAGGGAAAGAAAAAGCAGUAGAAAAUAUUGAUAUUCUUGAACUCAAUUCUGAAACCAAGCGCAAGAAGCGUGAAGCUCGUCGGAGACAAAAGCUUGUUAAUGAUACAGAUUCUAUGGCUUCUGGAGACACUCCCGGAGUGGUGGACGAUGUUUCAAUUGGUAAUAAUGAGGUUGAUGUAGCUGCUAAUGAAUCAGCUCAGCACCAGGUUUCAAAAUCCACUAGCGAAGAGCCCCAAGUUUCCAAUUUGAAUUUCUUCUUCAAGGAGUUAUUCUCAAAUAACCUUUUCAGUGAUAUCAUUACAGAAGUAGCCCAUGAUGAAAUGUGUCCCGAUAUUUCACAGCUCUUGAACAGUGACAAGAAUCAGAAUCUGAGUCCUGAUCCUAAUAUGGAUCUGGAAAUACUGUCCCAGCACCUUGAGCAGUCACAAAUACCACAGAAUACAUCAAAUACUGUUUCAAGUCCUUCGGUUCAUCAAACAGGAAAUCAAAACAUGAGUGGCACUGGAAAUGAUUUAAGUUACCCAGUGUCACCGGAAAAUUCGCUUGACAUGCAUGAAAGCAAUAAUCUAUUACUCUAUGGCAAGGGAGGAUUCUCUUCUAUUAACCAACUUUUGGCUGCGCCAUCACAAGAUAUCUUUUCUAUGAAUUAUGGUUCUGUAGCAAAUGGUGAGAAUCAUGAUGGAAGGAUUCCGUCCACUCCUAUGACCAGUAUGCCGAUGGUGGAUUCGAAUAGUACGGGGGCGGCAAGUAGUAUUGGUGAUGAUUAUAGCACAAGAGAUUUUUGGACGAGUAAGGAUCAGCAGCAUCCAGAGAAUAUCAAUGGGUUCGAUUUCGAUUAA